Messenger RNA from Amoebophrya sp. A120, 4214 nucleotides. The record is from the annotation of a GenBank genome assembly. Lineage: Eukaryota; Dinophyceae; Syndiniales; Amoebophryaceae.
ACGAGAGGUCGAGGCGUGUUUUCUGUUUUCCCCCGCAGCUCCCGACCCCGCGUCGGUUCUUGGGGCGCAGUGCGCGUGAAUUUUGCAAGCUGGUGGGGGAAUCCAUCGCACGGCGCCGGCGCGUCCCUCGGACUCGGUGGUGGGCUUGCCGCCGCGGCUCAAGAACGCAUGGGCGCCGCCGGCCGAGUGUCACUCAGUGUUGCGCCGCACCGCUUGCGCUUUGUGGAUGUGUGUGUCGUGUAGCAUUGUGUUGCCGGCGGAGCCCGGUCUUCAUCUAUCUAAUCUCAACCAGCUGCAACAGGGAUAGAGUGUUAAGUGUGUGUUUGGCACCUGAGAGAGCGACCGCGGGACAGAGACAACAGCAGAAUUACAAAGCCAGUGUAGAGUCAGUUCAUGAAGUGGCAAGCGUUAGCAGCCAGGAUGUUGAGUGUAGGCCAGCGAGUAUUUGGAACUAAGUAUGAAUAGCACGCACAGUGGGCUGAAUAUUAUGUCGGCAUUUGAUGCUGAAAGUUGUGUACUACUCAGUACUUCUUUUUCUUGCUCAACAAGAAUCAAUGCUUUACUGUCGUGGUAGCUCUGAUGUGUCCGUCGUGAGAUGGUUGAUGCUCAACAUCUAUCACUAUCUCCACGGUUGAACUGCAGCACAGCAUUGAUUAGGACUUGUUGUGGCAAAUUAUCACAGGUUUUUUUUCUUCCAUUUCGUUGAAGCUUUUACCUUUUAUGGUCAUUUGUGCAACAUCCAAGCAGAUAAGAAAGACUUUUCGACUCCGCCACGGUCGCUAUGUGUGUCUCCUCUAGCGCGUUUUUCCCUUUAUUUAUCUUCUCCGUCAUCUUUGCCCCCACCACUGCUUCUUCUUCCUCCAACGCGGCGAUCACUCCGAGCUACCAAGCAGCAGCCCUCGACCUGCUCACCAACCAGCACGCCAACGGGCUGGCGGCCCAUCUCGACCUCUCCACCCUCGCCAACUUCGAAACCGCGGUCGCGGCCUGCCGGCCCAACCAUGCGAGCAACGCCCUGGUUCAAAAACGCGCGGACUUUAUGUUGAGCGAAGUGCUUUCCCUCGCCGUCAGCCCGGUUUGCCGGAAUCCGCACGAAGAAAUCGACGCUCUGUUUGACGAGCUCGACGCCGCGUGCCAGGACCGGGUAAAGGAGUCGCUGCGCGUGCUGGUGGCAGUCGCUUCCGCGUCCGAGCUCGACGAACUGCUACGACCGGAUGUUGGGGGAAAUGGAGAUGGACGGGGGAAUUACUAUGGCGAACAGAUAACGGUUUACGGUGCCGGCCGGUCGCCCAGGACCUUCUUGAGGUGGACACGGCCGCCGUCUUCUGCAAGGAGUAGUGGUAGGACGAGUAGUGGUGCAACCGCUCAGCAGCAGGUCGAGCAAGGGCAUUUGCGAGAACUGCCAGAAACCACAACAACUACGCCGCAGCGCAUAGUAGGCCAACAUAUUACUAGCGCGCGACUUUCUUCCACGCCAGGACGAGUGGUGCCGACCGCAAGAAAUACCUCUUCGGCCGCAUCAAGACAGGUUUACGACGACGAGUUAGCGGCCGCGGCGAUUCGCCUGCAGUACCCCGAGUUUUCGGACCAGGACAACGUUUUAGUACAUCACAACGUGCGCGAUCGCGCUUUGAAGUGUUUGGGCAACCACGCAAACACGAUCGGGGGUUAUUUUCCCUAUCUUUCCCAGAUCCGCCAGAUCGCCGCGGCGCCCCGAUCGCUGGAUGACAUCCGGCACAUCUCACCCGGCGACGUGGAAAUGAGCAUGCAAGCGCUGGACUUGCUGGCCAAAUUGUCCUGCCGAGGCGGCAACCCGAACGCGUUUCUGGCGAUGCUACACAUUUUGCAAAACCGGAACGUGUUGCGGAAAAUCCGUAUCCGUGGUAGAAAAUUUGCUGUGUUACGCGUCGGAACGGCAACCAUGUAUCGUAUGCAAAGGCUCUUCGUCUCUCGUUUCAUGCAAUACAGCAUUUUGUCAUCAUGCAUCCGUACGUGCACGGCAUCAAAUUUCAGUUGCAUAAUCAGCACCCGGACGCACAAGUACUUAUCCAUUGCGGUAUUGCAGUCGUCGUUCGGUGCACCGUUGCCCGCGUCACCUGUCAGCAGGACAUCUUCGUCAUCUUCGCAACUACGCAUUGCAAAAGAAAAAGUAUCGCACUAGUGUAGAUUGAUUGCAUUUUCUGCAUACCAUCAAUAAUAAAAUCUGGUCGGUGUAUGAACAUUCACAGCAAAAGUCUGAAAGAAUCUGUGUUGCCAGAUACGGCAAGAAAAAAAAAACUCUUCAUGCUUCACUUUCACAUGCUGUAGUGUAUGUGUACGACGAGUGCGAAACUUCUUUUGCAGUGUAUACAACGCAGCUCGCACGGAUACCUCUUCUCCUGGUGCUUCGACGACCCGAAUGCCGUUUUUCAAUCUCCGCGGUAACAAGGAAAACAGAGGGACCGGAUCGAGUGCAGUAUCUAGUAGUACAAGCAACCGUCAUCAGGAAGAGGCCGCGGCGAGGAUUGAAGCGCAGCGCACGGCGCGCAUGGAAGAUGCGAAGCACGAGGUAAUCAAAUACUUGAACUGGAUGGCUUUGGCGCACUGGGCCUACGACUCCGAAGCGGCGCAGAGUGGCCGUCGUUUCUGGGGGUGAGAGAUGUUCUUCUUGAGACACUAAGUCUGCUUUUAAAUUUUGGGUGUGUUUCCUAGUACACGUUCUUUAUUCGCAAGAUGAAAAAUUAAAUUUUGAGAACACUUCGUUCUAGUAGUGCACUAUGCGUACUGCUGUUAGUCUUAGGUAAGUUCUUGUUUCACUUUCACUAACACGGACCGCAAGUGUUCGUUUAUUUUGCACACUGCUCGACGUGAGGAUUCCAGCAUUGUAUAAACCAAAUGUCUGCAAAAGCACAAAGCAUACACCGGCGUAGAUCAGGACUUUCCAACCUGCCUCUGGCGGGGGUUUAUUUGGUCAGCGCAAAUGAAUGGCAGAAACGAUCGCAGUAGAUAGGACUCUGCACAGCGAGAGUUGCAGCAAGUCAGGAAUGGGCAUGACUGUUCAAUUUUGGAAAAAGCCAUGCAGAACCCGAGAGAAUCAUCGCACGCAAGUGACACUUGGAACGUAAGUGAAAUUUUCUCGGAAAAACUUUGGCGACCUAAGAUCAAGACACACAGCAGAAGCUGAGCACAGUUGAGUACCUAGAGUGAAAUUCUAUCAAAGCAUCGGUUUUCCGUUUGUUAGCCAAGGUUUUCACCUUAAACAACGCCAUCCGCUGCUGAAAUGAACAUCAGCUAACUUCUUUCAGGUUAAGGAUUUUCUCGCAUAGCGAAAACCCCAAUUCCCUACUUAUUCUGGAUUUGCAGAUAAAAUUUUUGAAACAAUAAGCAUCGCUCUUUGUGUUCGCCACCGUUUUUUAGUGGCGUUAAAGAAUUCAUUUUGCAACACAGACCGACGACCACGUGAAACAAAAAAAAUCAAGACGUUGCUCUCAGUACGCACGAAACAAGUAGUCCCAUAAGAUGGUCUGAGUUCUUUUUUCGGUCGGCCGCGCCCUUUUCGACACGAUAUGUGGCGCUCUUGCCGACCCAGAACAGCCGGUCCCGCAACGCCGGGGCACUGGUAGCUGACUCGGGGGAUCUGGUUCUGCGCACGUGAUGAACAGAGCCGCUCUUGCUGACCACGCAGCGCUGGGACAGGACUUGGCUGUGAAGAAGAACUACCAAUCUAGUACUUCACAGAAGGGUCUUGAUGUGGUACCCAACGAGCAUGGAGAGAUGCGACCGGCGAAAAAACGGGGCAGUCGGGCGAACUACAGAUCCGACGGGCCGGACUUUGAUGACGGGUGUCGGGCGAAAGAGUAGUUUUCUUGUCUUUGCGGUUUUUUUUUGUCGGGUGGCUUCCUUGCAGUUGUGUGCAGAAAUAUUAAAAGGAGGUCUACUAGCCUCGAUGAUCCCCAGCGGGGCAAUAGCCGACGAUAGAUCGCUACUGCAAAAACCACGGUUCUUGGCGCAACGGAUGUUUUUUUUCUGGAAGAUGUGACGAUCCAAGGCAAUAGCACUUAUGCUUCUUUGGACCUGAUUUCGUGAAGGUUUUGCCUGUUGCAGAUGUCCACUGCUUCGAAGGCGAAGCGCAUUAGAUGUACACAAAUUUCUGACAUGAAGAAACCUUUCCAAAACGGAAGUUCCUGUGCAGACGAACGAAUUCGACAAGAAGAGAAAGAGUAGACUCUAAGCAU